Gregarina niphandrodes is the source of this 930-nucleotide messenger RNA. RefSeq lists its product as hypothetical. NCBI's taxonomy places the organism in Eukaryota, Apicomplexa, Conoidasida, Eugregarinorida, Gregarinidae. The record is from RefSeq and is a predicted model, not a curated record. The coding region runs from base 1 to 930 and encodes 309 amino acids. The transcript has a single exon.
AUGAGGGUUCUAAACUCAGAAUUAAGUACGCAAUACGGAUGGCCCCGGACUGUAAAGUUGUGGGGGCCAUAUGACCCUCAAAUUCGGAGGGAUCUCAACCGAGUUCGGUACCAUACAAAUUGCCGCAAGGAUAAAAAUUGCCAGGUCUUCCUUCAAUACCGUCAGAUGCUCGCUAGUCCUCACAGCGCGGAUAUUCUUGAUAUUGCGUCCCGGUCCUGCAUGAUUUGCCAUAAGAACUGCCCCUCUUCUUUUCGCAACUGUCUUCUGCCGACUAUCAGUGAUGGUGGAGCAUGUGGUGACAACGUUUCUGCCCCGUUCAGAAACGCGACAAACACUGCCGGUACCAACCCCGCUAGUACUAACCCCACUAGUACUAACCCUGCUUGUACCAACAGAGUUUGUAUAGGCAUACCACAGGGGCAUCCACUCUCUGCCAUGGCCUGUGAGUGGUACCAUGCCGGUCAUGACAAGAAGUUGAAAGAGGUCAUGCCUCAAAUACUAUUGCUAACACGACAUGUAGACGACAUUUUCAUUAUUCUACAGGGUUCGCAGAAGUCAACCACACAAGAGGCGCGGUUGUCAGAACCGCUGCCGAGACAGAAGUCGCUGCCGAGGCAAAAAUCACGUCGAGGGGAGGAGUUUAGCACUGAGCCGGAGGUGGAAGCGAUAAAGCGCGCGCUUAUAGAGAACGUGGCGCGAAUAUACAGAACUCCCGUCAACACGGAUAAGUUAAACUUGGCUCGAAUUGUGGUGACGGACUCGAAUCCUGAAGACCGAAAUCCCAGCGACCUAGGCACUCCUGCUGACGACCAAGUGGCCCCGUGUGUCACCUGGUUAAACCGAACAAUUUCUAUUCAACUAAGUCGAUUCUCAAGUGGACAGCCGGACUUUGCUAAAUUUGAACUCCUCUCUGGCCAGCCAGCUAGGUAA